Messenger RNA from Pyrenophora tritici-repentis Pt-1C-BFP, 1408 nucleotides. RefSeq names its product CCL1, Cdk activating kinase (CAK)-RNA polymerase II. The record is from RefSeq and is a predicted model, not a curated record. Gene Ontology annotation, cellular component: nucleus; mediator complex. Gene Ontology annotation, biological process: positive regulation of transcription by RNA polymerase II. NCBI's taxonomy places the organism in Eukaryota, Fungi, Ascomycota, Dothideomycetes, Pleosporales, Pleosporaceae. Gene Ontology annotation, molecular function: cyclin-dependent protein serine/threonine kinase regulator activity.
AUGUCUUGCAGCUACUGGGAAUCGACGCAGCGCAAGUUCUGGACUUUUACAAAGCAGGAACUCGCACUCGAGCGGAAAAGGAUAGAAGACUCUGAACGAAACCUGGUCAAUCUGUAUCCCCUGCCGGACCGAAGACAUCUCAGCAUAUACUUUUCUCACCAACUCUCCAAAAUGGCAAGACCUCUGGGCAUCCGUCAGCAAGCUCUGGCGACGGCCCAGGUCUACGUGCGGCGUUUCUAUGCAAAGGUUGAAAUUCGACGAACGAACCCGGCACUUGUACUAGCUACGGCGCUGUAUUUGGCUUGCAAGAUGGAGGAAUGCCCACAGCACAUUCGAAUGGUGCUGGCAGAGGCGCGCCACUGCUGGGACACGUCUUUCAACGACAUCUCCAAGAUUGGCGAGUGCGAGUUUACCCUCAUCUCUGAGAUGAACUCGCAAUUAAUACUUCACCACCCCUAUCGUAGCCUUGCAGAGCUACAGACGCAGUUCCAACUGACACAGGAAGAAAACGCAUUAGCGUGGUCCAUCAUCAAUGACCACUAUCUCACAGAUCUCCCGCUUUUACAUGCUCCACAUGUGAUGGCCAUUACUGCCAUGUUCCUGGCCGUUGUCUUGAAACCGAUAGGCUCGCAGGUCAACGCAGCUGGGAUGAACAGCGCACUCCAAACAUUGGGUAACGCGCGUGGUGGACAAGGGAUGCAAGCAAGGAUACAGAAGCUGGUGGAUUGGCUUGCUGAGAGCAAUGUGGACAUUGAAGCUGUUGUUGAAUGCACGCAGGAGCUCAUAUCACUAUACGAGGUUUGGGAGUCAUACACGGAUAAGACGUGUAAAGACCAGAUUGCCAAGUUUGUCAAAGCUAGAGGACUGGACAAGUAAGCAUACAUUGAGUUUUGUUCAGAUGGUGCUCGAUCAUGGAAAGGCCGGUACGAUGCGGGCUAGCGAAACGUGGAAAGAGGUAUAUGUCGACCAGACCUUUGACGGAACACCAAACGUUCAGUUCAUUUCCUGUUUCCAGUAGGUUUGUAUUGGCGGUGUUUGGGCGAAACAGCCUCACUGGGUGAGACGCAUACGCGCAAGCUCGAUGCAAAUUGGAGUCGUAGUCGGAGGGUUUCGCAGCAACGGCUACGGCGGGCUGGCAGCAAGAUGCGUUUUGAUGAUUUGCAUGGUAGUCAGCACUUGUAGCAGUAAGCAGGCCUACAGUAGGCGAUUUCGUCCGCCGUACCGCAGGUCAUCAUCCAGAUUACAUCGGCGUCGACUUGCAAGCAUUAGAUGCAUCCCGCGCGGCAGACAGUCGAUCAAUUGAGCGUGUUUGGAGCUUGGAAGUGGUUUUUCAUGCAGUCAGCCUUGGCGCUGUCGCAGACACGUUUUGUCAAAACUGUUCGCCACGGCAAUUUAUGGUGAGGAAGAU